Messenger RNA from Mesoplodon densirostris (Blainville's beaked whale), 597 nucleotides. Its product is annotated as small ribosomal subunit protein eS26-like. Gene Ontology annotation, molecular function: mRNA binding; structural constituent of ribosome. Lineage: Eukaryota; Metazoa; Chordata; Mammalia; Artiodactyla; Ziphiidae. Gene Ontology annotation, cellular component: cytosolic small ribosomal subunit; ribosome. The transcript is spliced from 2 exons. The coding region runs from base 19 to 597 and encodes 192 amino acids. The record is from RefSeq and is a predicted model, not a curated record. Gene Ontology annotation, biological process: translation.
CACCUCCUGGCUUCCAAGAUGACCAAGAAAAGAAGGAACAAUGGUCGUGCCAAAAAGGGCCGCGGCCACGUGCAGCCUAUUCGCUGUACCAGCUGUGCCCGUUGUGUGCCCAAGGAUAAGGCCAUUAAGAAGUUCGUCAUUCGGAACAUCGUAGAGGGCGCAGCCAUCAGGGACAUUUCCGAAGCGAGUGUUUUCGACACCUAUGUGCUUCCCAAGCUGUAUGUGAAACUGCAUUACUGCGUGAGUUGUGCCAUUCACAGCAGGGUAGUCAGGAAUCGUUCUCGGGAAGCCGGGAAGGACCGAACACCUCCACCCCGACGUAGACCUGCUGGUGCAGCCCCACAACAUCCACCAAAGCCCAUGGAAGGAGCCAAGUCCUUAAAGACUAAAGAAAUACUGUUCCCUGGAAAGACAAUAAAACCCGGAACUAAGGAGCUGGCGGCAUUCCACGCGGACGCCCACACUGUAGAGUCAGAACAGCUCUGUCCAUCUCUGCACCUGAAUUUCCCUCUGCAACAUGGCCAGAAUCCAAUCUUUAGGAUAGAUGUAUCAAUGCUUGAAAUUAUUAUUUUGAGCAGAGAUUUCCUGCAGGGUUAA